GGGCAGGCAGCCCACACGCACACGGCCUUCCCGCCGGGUGUGACGCCACACCACGCCGUCGCCGUGACGUCGCGGCGGCGUGACGCAGGCACGCAGAGGGGCGCGCUUGUUCAAUGAUUAGGCUGCAUUAGCCGGAGUGUUCAUCUGUGACGCGGUGUUUCAAGGAUUUUUAUGUGGAGAGGAAUUGAGAUGGAUGAAAAAUUUUAUUUGCCAUAGCAGCAGCAGGAUGUAUAAGAGUUCUAUAUUGAUGCUUUAGGGAGAAAGAGAGGUGAAACAUGGAGCAGGGAUCCCAGUGUCGAAGGGGGACAAGGAACGUUGUCAUAACUAUUAAAGGGCAUAAUGCAGAAUCCUUUAACUUUUUCUGCAGGUGGUGUUUUUUUGCAUGCUAAUCCUUCAGAGAAACAUUGUGUCCAACAAAGUAUGCUGGGUCAGCAAAAACAAGAAACUUGUGCUGGAAAGACAGUAUCCACAGAUAAACACAAAUCCCCUUCGGAUAUAAUACGAAGUUUUCAGAAGAAAAGUCAGUUUAGGACCAUUGCUCCAAAAAUGGUACCAAAAAUUUUAACAUCUGGAGUGGUUUCUUGUCUUCAGUCAUCUUUGCCUGAGCAAAAUACACCAAUUUCAGCUGCAGGUUCUAAACCGCUGGUGGUACCAACUCAAAACUAUGCGGUCAUGCAGGUGGCUGGUCACGAGGGGACUUUUUCUCUGGUGGCCUUGCCGUAUGUUGCCCCUGCCCUAACACAGCAAAUCCAGCAGUCAAAUGUGGCCCCUUCUGAAAACCUAAAGCUGCCUAUCCCUAGGUACCAGUCUGUAAGAAAUAAAUUUCUGAGUGACAAAAAAAUGGCACAAAUCUCUGGUUUGGGUGCACAUAACAGGAUUCCUACCAAAGCAUCGAUCUCAUCACAGACUUCCCCCAUGACUACUUUAACUGAAGACUGCCCUGAAACUCAUUCUAGUUCAGAUUCAGCUGAGCGAGUGAUGCUAACAGACCGUGACUCAGCUGAAAUUACAGUUGCCACAUUAGUAAAUAAAGGCAAUUGUGUGGAAUCUGGAUCACCUUUAGUGAACAAAACUGAAAUUGCUAACGGUAAUGUUUCUAGAUCAUCUGUAGAUAAAGACUCUUCAUCCAAGCCAGCAAGUACAAUUAAUCCCAUGAAGCUAAAUCUACGCUCUGUGAAGACAGCAUCGGAAACCACAGGAGAAUCGUUCAUAACAUUUGAGAAACUAAAGGAAAAACCUACAAAUUCUGCAAAUUCUGUUGCGGUCCUGUCACCAGCAGUUUUUGGCAGUACAAUACAGAUGACUCCAUCAGCACCAAAAGGAAAACUUCCUAUUUUGCCUUACUCAAGGAUGAAAAAUCCGGCGUUCUGUAAAUCUAAGCAGAACACUAAUGUUACGAAUGUGUCUGGUCCUUCACUAAGAUCUGAAUGUGAAAAGAUACCAGCUUUGGCAAAAACCUUUCAUGUUACUACUAAAGCAUCCGAUAAGCGAUUAGCUGUAUCAUUUACACAAGUCCCCAAACAAACCAUUCGAGAAAAAGUGGAUGUUGAGAGUCUUAAAAAAUUGAACAGUGCAGCCUCUAAAAGAAGAGGCAGAAAAAGGAGAGCCCCAGAUGAUUUAUUGGCUUUUCAGACCAAGCGAAGGAAAUGCAUCAUUAAUAAGUUUAGAGAAGGAAGAGAAAGGGCGAAAGUUGAUCUUCAGCCACCUGAAAACAAAAAAGCAGAGGCAGUGAAAAAAUACCGUAGUAUUAGACCAAAACCAGUGGUAGUUGUGCAGGCUUUUACACCACUGACCUCUGCAGCCGUCGCCGAGACGCCAUCUUCUGACCAUUUAGACCAAGAUAUUUUUUUAAAUAGUUCACUUCCCAAUAAAUAUUUAAGUUACAAGCAUAGUGAUGCUACAUCAGCUAAAUCAAGUGAUUUAAGUAGAAAUGCGUGUUUAACCGUACCUAAGCCAUUGCAUAAAUGUCACAUUUGUAACCAUAUCUUCCAAUUUAAACACCAUCUUCAGGACCAUAUGAACACACAUACAAACAAACGGCCUUACAGCUGUCGAAUUUGCCGGAAAGCGUAUAUUCACUCUGGAAGCCUGAGCACGCAUAUGAAACUUCAUCACAAUGAAGGCAAACCCAAAAAACUUGUAUGUUGUGAGUUCUGUGCUAAAGUUUUUGGCCAUGCAAAAGUGUAUUUUGGUCACCUAAGAGAAGUACACAGGGUAGUUAUCAGCACAGAGCCCUCUACUAGUGAGCAACAGCUGCAAGAUGCUUUAAAGAAGAGGGACACGAAUAUAAAAGAAGGAGAAGAAGCAACGGAGAGGGGAAAUAAGUGCAAUUUUGAGGACCUAUUCCAUAACCCAGGAGAAGUGAAAUUACAGAUCAAAUGUGGUCGAUGCCAAUUUAUUGCACAGUCUUUUGGUGAAAUGAAGUUUCACUUACUGUGCUGUCAUGGAGAAGAGAUCCAGGGAAGAGUAAAGGAAGGGGUUUUGCAAGGAAGUAGAGGAGCUAAGGGAGAACUGAUCAAACAUGCAACCCAAUUCUGGAAACAGCGCAAUGAGAGAAGACAUUUAGCAAAAUGCAGUGCCCAUGAGGAGGAGUUUUAUACUUUUCCAAAACUGAAAAGACAGGUAUAUUUUCACCAUCAAAGUAAUGUCGAUAUGUUAUCUAAAAGUGAACUGACUCAGUCAGGAAGUGGUGAAGCAGCCAAGGAGAUGCAAAAUGUAGGUUUUGGUACACCAAGCAAAAAAAUUGAAAUUUGGUCUAACGCGGGCUAUAACUGCAUUUUAUGCAAACAGUUAUUUGGAAGAAAGGAGGAUCUUUGUAAUCAUUGGCAGAGUCAUCAUAACUGUGAAGACCCUUCCAUUUUAUGGACAAUUUUUAGUUUGCUAUCAAAACAAGGAAUUAUUGAACUUUCUAAUAAUGGUGAAUAUUGAAGCUCAAUUCUACAAUGCUGUGAAAAACAUCAACUACAUUACCAAAUUGUUUAUGUUUUUUGCUAUGUUGCUAAACUAACUCAAGAGAUAUAUCACUUCAGAGGUUUGGUGGGUUUGUUGGAGGUUUUUUUAAGUUAUGCUAACCUUUAUUUUGUUAAAUAGAAAAUGUAUUCAUCCAGUAUUUUUCCAGAUGGGUACAUGCAAGCUGGUUAUGAAACACUGUACUUAGAAUUAAUGCAUAAGAAACUUAGCAGGAACUAAUACUCAAUGCCAAUGGUUAAUGUUAAGGAAAUAGAUUCUCAAGUUAAAUUAUACUAUACAUACAAAAAUAAAUCAGUUUAUAUGAAGUAAUCUCAAUCUUGAAUGAAAUGACAAACCAGACAAAGUGUAAUUUCAGUCUCAACUGUGCUUCCAGAUUUUAUGGUAAAUAUAUCUAUAAUCCCAUGCAGUUCUCUGGUUGAUUAGAAUGUUCAUACAGGCAGCUUGCAUUCAGGAGCUUUAUAAUCUAUAAUUUGAAAGCUUUUAAUUCUUGUUCAUUUCAGUGUCUUCAGCCUUGUUCAUUGCUUGCAGGUUUGUUAUUGACAGGUCUUUAGGUGUUUUGUUCUGUCCUGGUAACAGCACGGUUCUUUGGAUUAUUUAAAGCAAAAAAUCUACCCAUAUUUUUUUGCCUGUAGGUCUUUGGGUUGACGAUGGGUUAGUUGCCACCCAUGAAGAUGGAACCCUCAAAGAUUGACUGCUUUAUAAAAAAAAAAACAACAACCAAACAACAAGUUUAUUUUAAAAAUAGUAAUCUGAAUUGGUUACUCCUGGGAAGUUUGACAUUCUGCAAUAGGUGGCAUGAUCCACAGUGAACUUUUAGCAUAUUCCUUGCACCUCCUGUGACAGCAGCACUACUGCUGCCAACACCGUUAGCACUCUGCCUUUAACACUCUCGGUAUAUAGCUUUGUACCUCUGCAGUUGACCCAGUCUGUGACUUUAAAGGGAAAUUGUUCCUUCACUUCUAAGUCUAUGGUACAGGUAAUGAGUUUUUUUCACUUGUGUUGCAAGAUUUACUGUACUAGACAAAUUUGCAUGCAGCACCGUAACCUUCCAGUGUCAGGAGCCAGUAAUAGUUGCCUUACCAGGACGCAGAGCUGUAGCAGCCUGUAAUGCAGGAAUAGUGAGUGCAUGCUGUGCCCCUGCUGCAGAGCUGGCAUGGUAAGUGACCAUUUCAGCACAUCUUCAAGGGGGCAAGUCAUUUCAGGCUGUAAGGAGACCGAGUUCUGGAGCUCAGUUUUGAUGAAAA
Grus americana (Whooping crane) is the source of this 4214-nucleotide messenger RNA. RefSeq names its product zinc finger protein 438 (gene ZNF438). The transcript is spliced from 8 exons. Lineage: Eukaryota; Metazoa; Chordata; Aves; Gruiformes; Gruidae. The record is from RefSeq and is a predicted model, not a curated record. The coding region runs from base 340 to 2928 and encodes 862 amino acids. Gene Ontology annotation, biological process: regulation of transcription by RNA polymerase II. Gene Ontology annotation, cellular component: nucleus. Gene Ontology annotation, molecular function: RNA polymerase II cis-regulatory region sequence-specific DNA binding; DNA-binding transcription activator activity, RNA polymerase II-specific.